This is a messenger RNA of Apis laboriosa (Himalayan honeybee), 1971 nucleotides long. It is a transcript of the gene eIF2Bdelta, whose product is annotated as translation initiation factor eIF-2B subunit delta. Lineage: Eukaryota; Metazoa; Arthropoda; Insecta; Hymenoptera; Apidae. The transcript has 7 exons. Bases 297 to 1835 code for a protein of 512 amino acids. The record is from RefSeq and is a predicted model, not a curated record.
AAUAUGGCGAAACUGUCGAGUAUAUAGUAGAAAUUGUCUAAAAGUAAAAGAACUUUAUUUCCCAAUAACGCACAUUCUUAAUAAAUACAUAUACAAAAUAAAAAAAUAAAAGGUACUUGUUUCAAAUACGAGAUAUUUCAAUGAAAAAUUAUUUCGUUAUGAUGUUAUUGAAAAUAAAACAAUAGCUGAAUGUUUCUUAUGAUUAAGAAAAAAUACAGAAAUCAUGAAACAAGAGGAACAUGUCUGUAAAUAUAUAAAUUUCUGAAUUGAAAAAACAAACAAUUGCAUCAAGAACAAUGACCAACAAAAAGGGAAAUAUUUCUGAAAAAUCACGGGAGGAAAUAAAAGCAGAACGUGAAGCAAAAAAAGCAGCUAAAGCACAUGCUAAAGCAAAAGCCAAAUCUAGUAAAAUAUUAGAUAAAGAUGUUUCAAAUGAUAAAUCUGCUUCUCUGAAUAAUAUUAAGAAUAAAAACAGCAAUGAGACAUCAAAAAGUACAACCAAUGAAAAUAUUGAAUCUGCUGAAGUAUUAGUAGUCAAUAAAAUUACAAAUAUAUGUGAAAAAAGUUCAAUAUCAGAAACAAGUAAUGAAGGAAAGAGCAAAGCAGAAUUACGUGCUGAAAGAAGAGCAAAACAAGAAGCACAAAGAGCAGCUAAACAACAAAUUUUAUUAGAAAAAAAUAAAAUUAAGAGUAAAGAGCAGAAUAAUAAUGAUAAAUCUGUAAUAACAGAAACAGUUAAAAAAGUAAUAAUGCCUAUAAAAACAAUUCAAAAAUGUAAUACACAUGAAAUAAAUCUUUUCAAACAUCUAUAUCACGAAAGAAAACAGGCUAUUGUAAAUGUUCCUUUUGUCAAUUCAAAUAUACAUCCAACAAUAAUUAGAUUAGGUACACAAUAUGCAAACAAAAUAAUUGUUGGUAGCAAUGCAAGAUGUGUUGCACUUUUAGCUGCUGUUAAGCAACUUAUUUAUGAUUUUGAAAGACCACCGCAAGCUGAUUUUAUUAGAAGUCUUGAAGCAAAUUUACAAGAAUCUAUAGCCUACUUACAUUAUUGUAGGCCAUUAGCUGUGUCAAUGCAAAAUGCAAUGAGACAUUUGAAAUGGCAAAUGACACAGUUUCCUUCUUCAUUAUCUGAUGUAAAUGCAAAAAACAAAUUAAGUACUGCAAUAGAUACUUAUAUUCGAGAACAAAUAGAGCUAGCUGACAAGGCAAUAUCAAUAACUAUUCAAACUAAAAUAUCUAAUGGAGAUAUUAUUUUAACUUAUGCCUAUUCAUCUUUAAUACAUAAAAUAUUGUUAGAUGCACAUACUGCAGGUAAACAAUUUCGUGUUAUUGUUGUGGAUGGAAGACCGUGGCUAGAAGGAAAGGAACAACUUAGACGUUUAUCAAGACAUGGGAUUGAAUGUUCUUAUAUUUUAAUUAAUGCUUUAAGUUAUGUAAUGCCUGAAGUAAGCAAAGUAUUCCUUGGUGCACAUGCAAUUCUAGCAAAUGGUGCAGUAAUGUCAAGAGUUGGAACUGCUCAAGUUGCCUUGAUGGCAAGAGCCUUUAAUAUUCCAGUCUUAGUAGCUUGCGAGACUCACAAAUCUUGUGAACGUGUACAAACAGAUUCUAUUGUCUAUAAUGAAUUAGGAAAUGCAGAUGAGCUUGCACAAGAUUAUAAAAACGGUAUGCAAAAAUCAUUAUUAACGAAGUGGAAAACAAAAAAAUCAUUAAAUCUUUUAAAUAUCAUGUACGAUGUUACACCAGCCGAUUUAGUAACGGCAGUUGUUACAGAAUUAGCUAUUUUACCAUGCACUAGUGUUCCUGUGAUUUUACGUAUUAAACCAUCAGAGAUUUAAAUUUCAUUAAAAAUUAUUUUUGUUGUUUUAAUAUUUGAUAUAGCAUUCAAAAAACAGUAUAAAACAUCAAUCAUUGUGUUCUUUAUUUCGAUAUAUGCAAAUUAAUUUUAAAUAAAGUUAAAUUAUACAUCAAAAA